AGAAUGGUCCCACCUGAUCUAGCCUCCUCCCAUCUUUCAGGACAUGUAUUUUCAUUGUUAGAGCGGUCACACGACUAUCUUCUCAAUAUAAUUGACGCUCAAUAUACUGCGUAUCGAAGAGGGAGAGAACAGGAGCAGGGGGUGUGUUUGUGGGGCAAAGGAACACAACACAGCACAGGUGGGUGAGAAGCAAGCUGGUAGAAUUCAAUAUGGCAUCCGGCGAUACGCUGUAUAUUGAGGCGGACGGCUCGGAGAUGCCGGCCGAAAUAGUGGAGUUGCAGGAGAUAGAGGUGGAAACUAUCGAGACUACAGUGGUCGGGGGAGACGACGACGACCAGCCGAUGAUAGCACUUCAGCCGCUGGCAUCAGAGGACCCGAAUUCGAUCCACCACCACCAUCAAGAAGUGAUCCUAGUGCAGACAAGAGAGGAAGUUGUUGGCGGGGAUGAUUCAGAUAUGCAUGCGGACGGGGGUUACGAGGAUCAAAUCCUCAUCCCCGUCCCAGCACCCGGCGUGGAAGACGAGUACAUCGAACAGACUCUGGUGACUGUAACAGGGAAAAACUCGGUGGGUCGGAUGAAGAGAGGGGUAGGCGGCAGUUGCAAAAAAACUAACAAAAAGAGCUAUUUGGGUGCUGCAGAACCAAGCGGUAGAAAAUGGGAACAGAAGCAGGUACAAAUAAAGACUCUGGAGGGGGAAUUCUCUGUUACAAUGUGGGCUUCGGAUGACAAAAAAGACAUCGACCAUGAGUCGGUUGUUGAAGAACAGAUCAUUGGGGAGAAUUCCCCUCCGGACUACUCUGAAUACAUGACUGGGAAGAAGCUGCCCCCUGGAGGGAUACCUGGCAUCGACCUGUCAGACCCCAAACAGCUGGCAGAGUUUGCCAGGUCAGUGUCUAUCUGCCUAAACUCACCUGUCCAUCAAGGUUCCUUCAGUAACUCUGCUGGUCCCUAUGGUCAGAACUCAGUGCGGAUGAAGCCGAGGAAGAUAAAAGAAGACGACGCGCCCAGGACAAUCGCCUGCCCUCAUAAAGGCUGCACUAAGAUGUUCAGGGACAACUCAGCGAUGAGGAAGCAUCUCCACACCCACGGGCCUCGUGUGCACGUCUGUGCCGAGUGUGGCAAGGCCUUCGUAGAGAGUUCCAAACUCAAACGCCACCAACUCGUUCACACAGGGGAGAAACCCUUCCAGUGUACAUUUGAGGGCUGUGGGAAGAGGUUUUCGCUGGACUUCAACUUGCGCACACACGUUCGUAUCCACACCGGAGACCGGCCCUACGUAUGCCCCUUCGACGGCUGCAAUAAGAAGUUUGCCCAGUCAACCAACCUCAAGUCUCACAUCCUCACACACGCCAAAGCCAAAAACAACCAAUAAGAGCCCUCAGACCUGCCCCAAGUCCCACCCCGACAGCAGCAUCUUAACGAUGCCACACGUCAAACCUCCUUUGAAAGAAGGAAAUUGUUGAUAAAUACUUUUCUCCUAUUGGGUGGCUGAAGAACAGUGACACUAUUCAAAAAGAUGAAACCCCUCUCCCAACCUCCCAUCUCUCCUCCCUUCAUAGCGGCUUCAUGUUUAUUGCCAGAAAUAUGGAACUCAUUGACUAACAUCAGAGACUAUUCUUUCUACCAUGGAGCUGCAUGAGAGAGGGAGCAAUCUGGCUGUUUUUCCACAUUCAGCACAGCUUUUAAUUUUCUAUUUCUCCAAGUGUGCAUAUUGUACACUUAUUUUGGGACAUGUUCAGUAAGACAAUUGGAUUAUUAUGAUUUCUUUCCCCUGAGUAUUUAGAUCCACUUUCUGUAUGAUAGUCCUGGCAAGACAUGAUAUGAUAGUCCUGACGAGACGUGCUAUGAUAGUCCUGACAAGACGUGAGUUACUGUACCGUCACAUUGCUUAAAAAAUUAUUUUCUGUAAAAAGUUUUGUUGGUUGGCAUCUUCAUCUUUACUUUUGGUUGUAUUGCUUCUAACCAUUAAAUAAUAUUGUAUACUUGUAUUGUAUGGCUGUAUUGAAAUGAUGUAGACCGUGAUAGAGGUGUGAUUUUUAAAUUGUUAACCAAUUUAACUUUUAGUCAUGAGUUGCUUUAUCUUUUUUAUGGAUUGUCCCCUUUGCUGAGAAAUAUGUCCCUGCCGUUGAUUCACUGCGAGCCUGUCUAUUCUAAUACUGAAACGCAUUAAAUGAAAUCGCCAGCGUGACCAUCAGUUUCUUUGUUAGAAUGUAAUGUACAGGCGUCGUAAACCAUGACAUUUCUUUGUUGAUAUUUACACCCAUGCAUUUCAAUGGCCCACAAUAAAAAGGUCAUCCCAAA
Coregonus clupeaformis (lake whitefish) is the source of this 2302-nucleotide messenger RNA. RefSeq names its product transcriptional repressor protein YY1. NCBI's taxonomy places the organism in Eukaryota, Metazoa, Chordata, Actinopteri, Salmoniformes, Salmonidae. The transcript has 6 exons. The record is from RefSeq and is a predicted model, not a curated record. Gene Ontology annotation, molecular function: RNA polymerase II cis-regulatory region sequence-specific DNA binding; DNA-binding transcription factor activity, RNA polymerase II-specific. Bases 210 to 1373 code for a protein of 387 amino acids. Gene Ontology annotation, cellular component: PcG protein complex; transcription regulator complex. Gene Ontology annotation, biological process: regulation of transcription by RNA polymerase II.